AUGCGGAUUCGCACCUUCAGCCUGUCGUUGUUGUCUCUGCUACAGCAACUCAUCGUUGCUUUACCACCUCCCGGCCUGGCAACAACCACUUUGGAGACCCAAGAUCAGUACGCAAACAACAGCUCUCCAAGAUGCCGCUGUUUCCCCGGCGAUGCGUGCUGGCCAUCUUUAGAAGAAUGGACCAGCUUGAACAAGACUCUCAGCGGCAGACUCAUCGCCACCAUCCCCAUUGCGAGCGUGUGUCACCAAGACUCGUUCGCACCGUACGAUUCAGAAGCGUGUGCUCGGCUCCAGUCUGUUUGGCAAUACCCGGAAACCCACUACGAGAGCUCAUCAUCACCAAUGGCUCCCUUCUUCGCCAACAUGAGCUGUGACCCUUUUACCCCAACGGCCGCUCAGUGCGUCGUGGGAGCUUAUGUCCAGUAUGCUGUAAACGUGUCAUCCAUCGACGAUAUUCAAACAGCUCUAACGUUUGUGCGAACGCACAACAUCCGCCUUGUGGUCCGCAACACAGGUCACGACUAUUUCGGCAAGUCAACCGGCGCCGGUGCCCUCGCUCUCUGGACCCAUAAUCUGAAAGAUAUCAGUUUCUACCAUCACCAUUCUCCGUUUUACACGGGCAAAGCAAUGAAGAUUGGCGCUGGUGUGAUGAACUUUGAAGCACAAGAAGCAGCCCACGAGCAACGCCUGGUCAUUGUUGGCGGUGAUUGCCAAUCUGUCGGUCUUGCUGGUGGAUAUACCCAAGGAGGCGGACACGGCCCACUUGCGUCGAAACUCGGCCUGGGAGCAGAUCAGGUGCUCGAAUGGGAAGUCGUAACUACAAGAGGGCACUACUUGAAGGCGACGCCAACUCAGAACAGGGAUUUGUAUUGGGCGCUCUCGGGGGGUGGGGGUGGCACUUACGGUAUUGUGUAUUCUCUCACGGUGAGGGCAUACCCGGACUUUCAGACGGCUACCGCAAACCUCACUUUCUCCAGCGACAUAUCGGAGCCGCCGGAGCCAUUCUUUGCGGCUGUAGAGACGUUUCUGGCCAGUCUACCUGCCAUCACUGAUGCCGGUGCCGUCUGCAUUUGGGUACUGACCAACACCUCCUUUACGUUAUCGCCUGUGGCAGCACCGGGCAUGACCUCUCAGCAACUACAGUCACUGUUACAGCUCACUCUAGACCGGCUGAACGACCUCAAAAUAUCAUAUGGCAAGUUUGACAUAAAUCUCUGCCCCCCUUACUUGGCGGUUGCAGACUCGACCAACUAUCUUGAGAGCUACAACUUGCACCCAAAGUAUAAUAUCACAGAGGCUUCCAUAGGCGGUCGACUUAUUCCACGCUCCAUAGUGGAAUCGGAUGAUUCUACAGCUCGCUUGAUGAGUGCUAUCCGGUUUAUAACCGCAAACGACGGGCUUGUUUCCGGAGUAUCCAUCAACGUCACAACGGAGCCACCGGUGCCAAACUCGGUGAAUCCAGCAUGGCGCACCGCGUUGUUCAGUGCGGUAAUCGCCAUACUCUAUGAUCCUCUCGACUUGCAAGCCAAUGUCGAGGCCCAGGAGAGAAUCACAACGACCUUUAUGCCAAAGCUGGCCGAGUUGACGCCCGACGGAGCCGCAUAUCUGAACGAAGGAGACUUCCGUGAGCCCGACUUCCAGCAGGUGUUUUACGGCGUCAACUAUUUGCGUCUUCUCGAGAUCAAACACAAGUACGACCCCGAGGAUAUCCUCUAUGGUCUGACUGCGGUCGGCAGUGAGGCAUGGAUGACAGAGCCGAAAGGGAGGUUGUGUAGGGUGCCCCGGGGACCGGGGCAGGGUCCACGAGCACAUCCGACAACGUGCAAGAACUACAGACUCAGAGGCUCGGUCCUGACGUCCUCUGAUGUUGGCUAUGAUGUCCGCGAGGCAGCGUACUGGUCCAGAUCAGCAAGUCUGAAACCGACUUGUAUAGUGCGUCCCAAGAACACCGAAGAGGUUUCCAGGGCCCUGGAAGCCGUAGUACAGGCCAAUCAGAAAUUUGCAGUCCGCAGCGGCGGCCACGCUCCUUCAGUCGGCGUCAGCAAUAUCAGUGAGGGCAUAACGAUCGAUCUCGGGCUGCUCGAUCAAAUCGUCUACGACGAGACUUCCGAGACGGUCACAAUCGGCCCCGGACAGAAGUGGAAGCAAGUGUACAAGGGACUGCAGAAGUGGAACCGAACAGUCGCGGGGUCGAGGGAUGGCAACGUCGGUGUUGGCGGUUUCCUGCUCGGGGGAGGCUACUCGUGGAUCACGGCUCGCAAGGGUUGGGGCUGCGACAACGUUCUCGCCUACCAAGUUGUCCUCGCCGAUGGCCGAGUCGUUACGAGUUCGGGCCGUGAGGAUCAGCAUCCGGAUCUGUUCCGAGCUCUCAAAGGUGGAGGGAGCAACUUCGGCAUCGUCACGAGCUUCACAAUGAGCACCAUACCGUGCAGACACGUCUGGGGCGGAAAGGCGAUUGCUCCGAAGGAUGCCAUUCCGGAUGUGAUACGCAUAGCGUCGAGGUUUCCGGACACGGUCGCAGAGUUCCCCAACAGCAACCUUGUCAUUGUCGUCACGUAUGUGCCGGAGCGGGACGAGAUUGUCGCGUCGGGGGCCUUGGUCAAGCUGGAGAGCCCCGAGAUGAAGUUCGAUCACGGCCUUGACGAAUGGAUGGCCCUGCCCAAGGUUUUAGAUACCACGCGGACGACUACCAUCUACGAUCUUACGUUCGAGAUCAUGUUGCCUCACGGAUAUCACAACGUCUGGUUCACCGCCACUUUCAAGAACGACGAGCGAAUUCUCACCAAAGCCGUAGAGGCCCACAACACCAUGGUGGAAGAACUACGCACGCUAAUUCCAGACAGAGACUUCCGAACACAGUGCAUCCUUCAACCCGUGCCCAAGCUCAUCUCCGACCACUCAGCCGCAGCCGGCGGCAACAUCAUGGGCGUGGAGCGCCACGCCAGCAACGGCGUUCUCUUCCUGCUGUCAGCCAUGAUGAAGACGGCGGGGCAGCAGGCGCUUGUACAUCCCAAGGUCAAGGCCGCGGUAGAGGGUGUCAAGGAGUACGCAGCGGCGACGGUCGAGGGCGGGAACUUGCCGUGGAUAUACAUGAAUUACGCAGAUAUGUCCCAAGACGUGUUUCAGAGCUACGGGGCCGGAAACCUGGACAGGAUCAGGAAGGUUGCGGAAAAGUACGACCCAGAGCGGGUAUUCCAGGAACUCUGUCCUGGCGGGUGGAAAAUUCCAAAGAGAAGCCCAUAA
Molecule: messenger RNA, 3243 nt
Organism: Diaporthe citri
Lineage: Eukaryota; Fungi; Ascomycota; Sordariomycetes; Diaporthales; Diaporthaceae
Exons: 6
Coding region: 1-3243 (1080 amino acids)
Molecular function (GO): oxidoreductase activity; FAD binding
Source: RefSeq, a predicted model, not a curated record